Tachysurus fulvidraco (yellow catfish) is the source of this 1091-nucleotide messenger RNA. Its product is annotated as neuferricin. Bases 109 to 861 code for a protein of 250 amino acids. Gene Ontology annotation, cellular component: endomembrane system; membrane. The record is from RefSeq and is a predicted model, not a curated record. Lineage: Eukaryota; Metazoa; Chordata; Actinopteri; Siluriformes; Bagridae. The transcript has 4 exons.
CAGUACGAGCAACCAGAACCCGGAAGUUCACGGUGUUGUGUCACGUGCUGUGUUUACAGUAGGCUUAUGAUUGCCUGUGAUGUCAUGGUUCGGUUGUAAAGCAGCACGAUGAUAAAAUAUGUUGUAGCGCUUAUUUCAGUCAGUUUGGCGUUAUGGAGCGGGUCUGAGUGGGUAAAUCUUUGGCGUUUUGAUCUGGCUGAUGUGUCUCAGGACUCAGACAGACUUCUGAGCCAAGAGGAGCUGUCACUGUAUCAGGGCAGGGAGGACAGUAAAGGACUCUACCUGGCUAUUUUAGGGCAAGUGUUUGAUGUUGAAAAGGGAAGGAAGCAUUAUGGUCCUGCUGGAAGCUACCGCUUCUUUACAGGCAGAGAUGCAUCCAGGGCUUUUGUGACAGGCGAAUUUACAGACGCAGGGUUGACCGACGAUGUCUCCGACCUGUCCCCAUCUCAGGUAGUGGCCCUCUACGACUGGCUGGCUUUCUAUCAGAAGGACUACACACCUGUAGGUAAGUUAAUCGGUCGGUUCUACAGUAAGAGCGGAAAGCCCACAAGCGUCCUGCAGAAGCUGGAGGCCUCUUUAGCUCAGGGGCUGAAACUGAAAGCCCAGGCUGAGGAGCAGAACAAGCUUUAUCCUGCCUGUAACUCCGAGUGGAACUCAGACAGAGGAGGACGUGUUUGGUGCUCCACUAAAAGCGGCGGAGUCCACAGAGACUGGGCUGGUGUUCCCAGAAUGCUCUUCUCACCUGGGUCGGGUCACACACGCUGCGUGUGUGUACGACUGGACGAUCCCACACAAUCAAACAACCCAAAUCUCCAGGAGUAUAAAGACUGUUCACCUCAGGCAGAGUCAUGCCUAAUUUAAGGCUGAGCUGGUCAUUAGUUACUUAAUUUAAAGCAAUAUCAUCUGGUUUGUCUGGUCUCAGGAUGGACAACCAGACAGGUCACAUUUAAAGCUGCUAUAUGUAGGAUUUUUCUGGAUGUUUUCUGGAGGACCGCAGUGACAAGGAAUUCUUUUAUAAGUUUACUACGUCGAAACAUCACACACAUCUAUGAAAAGAUUUUAAUACACAAUAAAAGUUUAGACUUGUUUGA